UUGUAAACCAGAGUAAUCUAGUCAAUUUGUUAGAGAUGAGUAGUAAUCAAACGAAAGACAAUAAUAAUGGCAAAAAUUCCACCGUACUAGACAAAACAGCUGUGAAAGAAAUCAAAAGUGCAGUACCUAAAAAGCGGCAGGAGCUGCUCAAGUGGUAUGGAUGGGGCUACAAGGAUUCGUCUUUCUCCUACGAAAAUGGCCAAAUUGUCUUUAAUGGAACGCGAUAUCCCAUUGGUGGUGGUGUAUCGCUGCCGUUAUUCAAGGACUACGUAAUGAAACGUCUAAACAUCGAUUUGAGUCGCAAGCCCCAAAUCCCCAGUUUGCCAACAACAUUCCCCGAGCCAAUUAUUUGCGAAGACUUCCUCGCACAACUAAAUGCGGGCAAUUUCGACCAUUCCAUCGAAGGAGAAGAUCGUUUAGUGCGUUCGCACGGCCAAACGUUGCACGAUAUUUAUGCCCUGCGACACGGUGGCUUCAAACGAAUACCCGAUAUUGUUGUGUGGCCCAAAAAUCACGGCGAUGUCGAACAAUUGGUGGCUUUGGCAAACAAAUUUAACGUUGCUCUUAUUCCUUAUGGCGGUGGAACAUCUGUUUCGGGAGCCGCUUCGUGUCCGCAAAACGAAAAACGAUGCAUGGUGGCACUCGAUACGUCGCAAAUGAACCGAAUGUUAUGGCUGGACAAGGAAAAUCUCGUGGCUUGCUUCGAGGCGGGCAUCAUUGGACAAGAUCUGGAAACGGAGUUAAAGAAAGUCAACUUGACGGUGGGACACGAACCCGACAGCUACGAGUUUUCGAGUCUUGGGGGAUGGGUGGCGACACGAGCGUCGGGCAUGAAGAAGAAUGUUUACGGCAACAUUGAGGAUAUUGUGGUGCGCGUCAAAAUGGUCACGUCCAAAGGCACUCUCGAACGACAUAUUUCGGCGCCACGUGUCUCAAGUGGGCCCGAUUUCAAUCACGUCAUUCUCGGGUCUGAAGGAACGUUGGGCGUCGUUACGGAAGUCCAGCUUAAAGUGCGACCGUUACCUGAGGCACGGAAAUACGGAUCUCUCGUGUUCCCAAAUUUCUCUACAGGCGUAAAAUUUAUGCGAGAAGUGGCCAAAAGACGAUGCCAACCAGCCAGUAUCCGUCUAGUUGAUAAUGAGCAAUUCAAAAUGGGUCAAACGAUGCGACCGGGAAAAUCUUUGAUAACAAGUUGCAUGGAAUAUAUCAAAAAAUCGUACCUGACAGCCGUAAAAGGUCUCAAUUUGGACAGCAUUGUCGUUGCAACGUUGCUUUUCGAAGGCGAUACCCAAAGUGUGGCCCAGCAAGAGAAACUCAUCGAAGAAAUUGCCACGAAAUUCGGCGGCAUCUCGGCAGGCGCUAAAAACGGUGAAAAAGGCUACAUGUUAACUUUCGUAAUUGCGUACAUUCGUGACAUGGCACUCGAUUAUUCCGUCGUUGCGGAGUCCUUUGAAACAUCUACCUCAUGGGAUCGUUGCGAGUCACUGUGCCGCAACGUUCGACAAACGAUCGACAAGGAAUGCCUGCAACACGGCAUUAAGCAUUACGUUGUCUCGCAUCGCGUAACACAAACUUACGAUGCUGGAUGCUGCAUUUACUUUUACUUUGGUUUCAAUUAUUCCGAUUUGCGAGAUCCCGUCCAUACGUUCGAGGUGAUUGAGGGAAAGGCACGCGAUGAAAUUUUGGCGUCCGGUGGCUCCAUUAGUCAUCAUCACGGUGUUGGAAAAAUCCGGAGCAAAUGGUAUCCUCAAACAAUAUCGAAUGUGGGAGUGAAUCUUUUCAAAGCAGCAAAACGCGAAUUAGAUCCCAAAAAUGUCUUUGCUGUGGGAAAUUUGGUUACGGAGGACACGCAAUCGAACGACGAAAACGAUUUGAAAGCGAAAUUGUAAAAUCAUUCCUAAAAAAUUAAAAACACACAUACUUAAAGUAUUCAAUCAAAGCCAAACACAAAAUAAGAUAUUUUUAUUUUAUUCUUUUUUUGACC
Molecule: messenger RNA, 1984 nt
Organism: Culicoides brevitarsis
Lineage: Eukaryota; Metazoa; Arthropoda; Insecta; Diptera; Ceratopogonidae
Gene: Agps
Product: alkyldihydroxyacetonephosphate synthase
Exons: 3
Coding region: 36-1889 (617 amino acids)
Biological process (GO): lipid biosynthetic process
Cellular component (GO): peroxisome
Molecular function (GO): FAD binding; alkylglycerone-phosphate synthase activity
Source: RefSeq, a predicted model, not a curated record